Molecule: messenger RNA, 1131 nt
Organism: Volvox carteri f. nagariensis
Lineage: Eukaryota; Viridiplantae; Chlorophyta; Chlorophyceae; Chlamydomonadales; Volvocaceae
Exons: 5
Coding region: 1-1131 (376 amino acids)
Source: RefSeq, a predicted model, not a curated record
AUGAGUACCAAGGUCGAUAUAUUCGGAACCAAACGCAAGCGUGCUAGGCUUAUUAGGGAGGAAGGUGUACGCAGAAGUACCACCGCUGCAAACCGCGACCCCCAAGUGCCACGCCGCCCCCAAAGGCAGCACAGCCAACCUACCACUGUAGGACCUACCAUUGCAGAAGAAGACAUUUAUCAAGAAGAUGCGCCAACGGACUUCAGCUGGAUACCGGAUGAUCACCCGCAUGUGGGACAGGCUGACAUUGAACUGACAGCUGCGGCUGAUCAUGGGGCAUGUGAUUCAGACGAUUACAACGAGGACAGCGAGGAUGCUGACGAAUCAGAUGGCGCUGGCGGAGCGGGCACCUCUUACAGACUCGCGUUUGACCCCCAACUCGCUAAUCUGUACUUCCAUCAUCUUCCCAAUAGCGCCGUGGAGCGAGCACCUAGCAUCCGGACCAAGUACGCGCUUAUGACCAGAUGUUUUGCACACGACCUAAUUCCGAUAUUAAAAGCCCGUAUACAGAAGAGCGUGUCGAGAUCCAUAGUUCGGCUGACCCAGUGGUCGCCUCCUACCAUGCCUUUGAGCCCACCCAGCGACGCACACAGAGCACCUAGCAUCCAGACCAAGUACGCGCUUAUGACCAGAUGUUUUGCACACGGCCUAGUUCCGAUAAUAAAAACCCGUAUGCAGAAGAGUGCGUCGAGAUCCGUAGUUCGGCUGACCCAGUGGUCGCCUCCUACCAUGCCUUCGAGCCCACCCAGCGGCGCACACAGAGCACCUAGCAUCCAGACCAAGUACGCACUUAUGACCAGAUGUUUUGCACACGGCCUAGUUCUGACAAUAAAAGCCCGUAUGCAGAAGAGCGCAUCGAGAUCCGUAGUUCGGCUGACCCAGUGGUCGCCUCCUACCAUGCCUUCGAGCCCACCCAGCCUAUCCCACUCUGUAACAGGCGAUGAAAGCAGAACCGCUGACUGCGGGCAUCUCUGCGAGGAGCUGCGGGUUCACCACUGGUGCUCUUGUGGCCCACGGCCACAAGUGGUGUCAGGCAGUUUGAAUCGAGCUCGAAGCUGUAAUGCAUAUUCACGUGUACAUGUCUUCCUUUUCUUCGCGGCCAGCUGUUCCAACACUCGAUUCCACGUCUAA